AAGAUCAGAACGCCAGAUACGAAUUAGGAUAUAGCCAAAGGAGAAGAUAUAGGAUAUAGGAUCAAAGGGAACAUACUCCCUCGUUACAAGCUCCAUACGGACUUCGAAGACGGCUUUUGACAUAGCCUUUACUCGACUCCAUACUACUAGCUACCAGCUACUGAACUCGACUCCCACACUCGACCUCGACCUCGACCUCAGUCGUGACUUUGGGCCGUACAGAAGCCUUAUCUAUACACAACACCUCUUUUUCGAUAAGAUAACAUGGACAGCUGGACGAUUCUUUUUAGGUCAUCGUAAUCAACUCCCCCGCAUAACGCAAACGCAUCAGGAAAGAGAGGGGUUUGGGUUUGGGUUUCAAUCUCGAUUCCUAAAGCAGGGUUUAUAUCACUCGUACACUCGUACCCGAUCGUCAAAGGCAUUCAAGUACACCGAAAACGAAAGACCUGAAUCAUGGUCGGCCACAAUAACAACAACAACAACGAUAACGGGAGACUACCCCAUGCUAUCACCUCGUAUUUCGAUAUCCCGCUCGGUUCUUCCUCCUCUACUGCCUCGGAGUCUAACACCAACACCAAUACGACCACGACCACUACGGCUGAUACGAGCGCCAACCCGAGUACCGCCCAUACCCCUUACACUGCCGACUCUGCAUCCACGUCUACGGUCUUGAAAACACAACCUCGACUACAAGGCCCACUACGUUCUCCACCCCCUUCAGUACCCUAUUCUCCGGCGUUUAGCGAACCGAGAUCCCGAGCGUCUGGUUCGGGUUCGAGAGGCGGAGCUGGGAUGGGGAGGGGGGUUUAUACGCCAGCGUUCUCUGAUGAUGAGGUGGAUGUCGAGGAUGAGGAUGAAGAUAUCUCCGGAGGAGGUGGUGGUAUAGGUACAGGUACGGGUUCGGGUGUAGGCGGGGUGAAACGGGUGAGGAGUAGGAGUUUUAGACGAAGGGCUAGGUUGGCAGCAGGAUCAGGGUCGUCGGGAGGGUCGGCAGGGAAAUCAGCGAAGGGGAAUGUUAGGGGGAAUACUAGUACUAGGGGACUGGGCUUGGGGAUGACGGGGAUCGUACCGCCGAGUACGAAGACGAAUAUGAAACUGUGGGGGGUUAGUAAGUGGAAAGGCGGGAGAGCUAUACAAGGUGCCGGGGAGGAAGAAGACGAGUACAAAGACGAGAAGGACGGGCAAGAACAAGGACAAGAGUCAGCUACUCCGACCUUCGGAUCACACAUCGUCGUAGAAGAAGGAGCGCUACUCUUGACCACCUCGGCGGCGUGGGAAGAAGCUUUCCACCCCACGCUCGGCUUGAUGAGGCGUGAUCGGGGUGGACAGCGGGUCGAACUGGAUGGGAUCUUGCCGGAUGAGAGGUUGAGGACGAUCGGGGAUGAUGUCGAGUGGUUGGUACUCGAUCUGCGUUUCGUCAUGGGUUCGGAAGAGUACAAGGACGAACAGGCUCUGUUGGGCGGUGGUGGGAGUGCAGAUGCUACGGGUGCGACCUCGAGGCCGGGGUUGUCGACCCUGACGCACAGGUCGAAUUCGUUGCUCGCCACGCAUUCGCACUCGCACUCGAACGUACGGAGUACAUCGACAGGGUCAACCUCGGCCUCGGAAACGUCGUCUCGGACGCUCAACCCGGCUUGUUUGCCCAAAGUGCACAAGUUGACGUUCUUGGGUUCGGAAUAUGCCGAGACCAUGUCCGUCUCACGGGCGGCCGAGGUCAGGAGCAUCGUACAGGUGUUAAAGGGGUUGUUGGCCGUCGAGUGGUUGCCGUCAAAUGACGAUCCGAUGGCGGGCGACAAUUCGAGCUCGUUCUCCCCCGCUCCAUUCACACCGUCCGGUUCGACACGCGGUAAUCAGUACGCAGGGACGACAGUGACGUUCCCGACGUGUCUCGUCCCGCAAGACCUGAUCGAGGCGGGGAAACGGUGGAACGUCAACUGGAAUAGGCGGCCAGAGGGGGACGACGUGUUCGCCAACGAGGGCAUCGAGGGCGAGCAGCAGGAAGACGACGAUGGGGUGUCGACCGUACGGCGAUCUGAACAGAGAGAUAAUGUCGUACCCUUUCCCCGAGCUGGGGUCGAGCCGGAACAAACAGACUCGAUCGAAGCGGACGACACGUAUCGACAGUCCGGCCAUCGGUUUUAUAGCAACGUCAGCGAGCAACAUCGGCAGGACGUUGGGACGUUGAGUCAGGUGGCCAUCAGUCCGUUGCAGUGGUUGGGCGGGUUGAGGUGUCUCAAGGUGCAAGGCGGAUUUCCCGUCCCGCAACCGGACGAGAGUUUGGGGCUGGUCAAGCCCGAUUACUCGUUCGCUUUCAAGACUUGGAUCGGAGAGAAUGGCGUCGAGACCCUCGUCUGGAGUUUCAAGGGCUCUUACACCGAGACGACGACCCUCACUAUACUCAAGCACCUGUUCAAGUUCAUCACCAACCGCUGGAUCGAGGUCGGCAAGGCGUCGUCGCCGGAUCUGCGACCUGCCUGCUCACUCCUCGUCUUGCAAUCUGUCAACCCGGCCGUCGUGGCCAAGCUCCGCAACGCUACCGACCAACUCACCCGUCGUCGAGUCGGUCUACGUAUCGAUGAUGACGUCCCGUUCCACGCGUUCGAGUGGCUCCGCGACGUCGUCUUUCUCGAGGACAAGGUGAUGAUAGAAGAGGAAGACCGGGAGGUGCCUAAAGUCACCCGUCUUUGGGACACGGAGAACGAGGAAGAGAACGUACAGCUCGACAUGGAUCAGGUCAGAGCGAUCGUCAGGCUCAAGGCCGAAGUCCUCGCCCAUGCACGAGCUGGAAGGGGCGCUAAACCUCGUCCGGUGAGGAGUAAACGGGGUCAACCGACGAAGCCGCCACGAGACUCGGGCGCUUUCCGAGAACGCAAGGGUGAUCUUCGUCUCGAUCUGUCGGAGCGCGCUCAAGAUGAAGGUGAUCGUGCCGUACCGGAUGGUCCUCGAGAGGACGUCUCGUCGCCGCCCAAGACCGCCUCGACCAUCAGGCCGCUGUAUAGGCAAUUCCCCCUCAGCAAGGGUAAUCCGCCGAACACGGCCAGCCCGGGCAUGUCCCGCAAUUCUUCCUACACCAGCGCGCCCUCGGUCUCCGAUUCGAUCGCUUCGCUCGGCAGCUCGGCCAGCUUGGGUACCAUCGCCGACGAUCAGCUGACACUCAGUCCUCGAGUCGCCACUGGCGAGAAUGCUGCUACACUCGCCGGGGACGAAGAGGACGAGGAUGACAUGUGUCCCACCAUCCGGGUCGAUCGUGUCGGUUCCAUCAAGUCGCCAUUAUCGUGACACCUUUACAACACUACCGCAUGUUGUGACGUCUUUACAAAUGGAUACGACAACUUUACGCCGACGAGUACCGUUACGACCAGCCUGCAUAUUUGU
Messenger RNA from Filobasidium floriforme, 3375 nucleotides. RefSeq lists its product as uncharacterized. The coding region runs from base 454 to 3279 and encodes 941 amino acids. The transcript has 4 exons. The record is from RefSeq and is a predicted model, not a curated record. Lineage: Eukaryota; Fungi; Basidiomycota; Tremellomycetes; Filobasidiales; Filobasidiaceae.